AUGACGGCCGCGGACCCGUCUCCUCCACGCUCGAACGAAUCCACUCCUUCUCCUGAGAACAACGAUGUUGAUACAUUAGCUCUUCCGCCCUUGCGUCCCAAGCCAAGGACCUUGCCUCCAUGGAUCGAUUCUUAUGAAGAGAGAUAUGGACAGCCGCUGCCCGGCCAGGGGGGAAUCUUGAACCGACCACCCCCACGUACAGUACCGGCACAACACAACAGCACACCUACCGAACCACGAAGGGUAUCAAAGGAUGGAUUUGUGUACGAACCGGACGGGCUGGAGCGGAGGAAGGAUUCCAAGAUCAAGUUACGGCGGAUUCUAAAACGCGGGGACGGCACCGAGCGAGGCCGGAAAUGGGACCACCUCCGGACCGACGAACCCGUCAUUCUCCACCGACAUGCGCACUACACGUCCAACUCGCCUUGGUCCGACUUUAUCCAUUCAUCACAAUGGGGUCACAUGCCAAAUGAGCAUUCGGAAGUCGUCGACUACCAAACACUCGAGAAGCUACAACCGAACUUUAAUUCACCCGUCAAUCUGCCCGUAACUGACGAUGCCAACCACCGUCGUGGGGGGAGGAGGGCAGCUUUGUACAAGCGGCUAUGGCAGCACGUCCUCCGGCACCCCUUGAUCCCCUUGCUCUUCCGGUCGUUAGUCCUGGUCACCUCUAUCUGCGCCCUUGCCCUCGCCAUUCGCAUCUUCCAGCUCGAAGGCCAACGGCGCUCCAGUCAGCAAGAGCUACAGAACCAGAUCCUCAACAGCUUGCGAGCAUUGCAUUCAAGCCCCAGCUUUAGCUCCGAGCACGGCAUCGACCAAGACGUUUCCCUAAAAGAGAUUUCCCUAAUAAAACAGAUCUCGCGCGGGUCAUCAGAACGGACCCAAGCGAUAGUGGCGAUUGUGGUCGACACCAUAGCGAUUCCGUACAUCGGCUACAUGCUCUGGGACGAAUACACCGGUCGACCUCUCGGACUAAGGCCAGUUACGCAAAAGAGCGGGUUGGUGUUGAUGGAUGUCUUCUUCAUCGUGUUCAAGGCGGCCAGCACGGCGUUGGCGUUCGAAGUGCUGGUCUAUCAUAACAGCCAAGACCGCUUUACGGACCAUUAUAGCCAGGCGCUGGCCGGGUUUCAGCUGGUCGGGUUGAUUGGCUGGUUGACCAACUUUACGGUCAAUGUGUUUAGGUUGGUGGUGAAGCUGGGAGGCGGAGAUGAUUUGGAAAAUCAGAGGGGGAGGUGA
Molecule: messenger RNA, 1236 nt
Organism: Sordaria macrospora k-hell
Lineage: Eukaryota; Fungi; Ascomycota; Sordariomycetes; Sordariales; Sordariaceae
Biological process (GO): positive regulation of catalytic activity
Cellular component (GO): cell periphery; fungal-type vacuole
Source: RefSeq, a predicted model, not a curated record